AUGACCACACCUGGGCCCUACACAUUUACACCAAGAUACUGGUUCUUCCCACCUGACCAAGCAAUCUGCUACAACCCGGCCACAAUGCACGAGACGCCCGACAAUACAUCCAACUGGCACGAAUGGGGCAUCUACAUUCCCAUCUUGGGCGAGUAUGCCACCGACCACGAAAUGCUCAACGAGGCCUUGAAUGUCAUAGAGCAGGGAAAGGCUCAGCCGGCGCCAGGCAAUGGCUCGUGUUUUCCAGGGGGCCUGUUCUAUCGAUUCUGGACCACUGAUGCCGAGAUUCAGGAGGGUUACACUCCGCUAGUUCGUCGCGCCAAACAUGCGAUCCAAUGCGACUACUACACUUGGAAGACCAAUUGCGAUAUUGCGCAUCUGGAGCAUCUAUACGAGGUUGAUCGGCGAGAGAGAGGUCCUGGGACCUUGAAGCCUGGUGAGCAUCCUCGUCCAAUCGCCCCGAAGGUGAUGCCGCAGUAUCGUCCGUCGCUGCAUGUUGUGGCUUCGCGGCCGCAAGGUCCUUGGUAUCUUCAUGCUUGA
Messenger RNA from Aspergillus steynii IBT 23096, 540 nucleotides. RefSeq lists its product as uncharacterized. NCBI's taxonomy places the organism in Eukaryota, Fungi, Ascomycota, Eurotiomycetes, Eurotiales, Aspergillaceae. The record is from RefSeq and is a predicted model, not a curated record. Bases 1 to 540 code for a protein of 179 amino acids. The transcript has a single exon.